AUGGCCUCGCUACGCUCUGCCCACCCGAGGCUGAGGAACUACUUCAAAGAGAACUACAUUCCUCAGGUCUGCGAGGCACUGUUAUGUGGUCUACUUGUUACGUGUCCUGAGGAUCCACUGAAAUAUUUGGAGGAAAUGAUCAUGACUAUAAUUGAAAAUGGUCUCGAAAGUCUUCUUUGGGAUAUGUGCAUUGAUCCAUCAAUGAAACCAAAUAUUCGAAGACUGUCUGAAACUUACCUGGAACAACUUUUUGGAUUGGAUGAUCAGCUGAUGACUCCAGAAUUGAUGACAAAAGCAUGUACCUUUUACACUGGACAUUUAAUAAAGACCCAUUUUUGCACUUGGAGAGACACAGCAAUAACUCAUGUAAGCGAAGAUGACAUCCUGGCUGAAAAAAUGAAAACAGCGGUGGCACAUUAUAAUUUCAAACUUCAAAAAGUUGUAUUUUAUCCCUGGCACUCUUAUGCAGAAAGUCAAAAAGAAAAACUUGCAGAUAUGCUAUUCCGGAUACAAAAGAUGUUCUACUAUAGCAAGCUAACAAUUUUCCUAACAAAAUGGAGGGACAAAGCAAGAUGUCAGAAUAAAAAGAGAGAAUAUGAGCUGAUGUUAAAACAUGAACUUCAAUGGAAAAAAUGGAAAAAUAAGUUAAAACUCAAAGCAGCUGCUGAAGACUAUAAUUUAUCUGAGGUUGCUCUACUAGGUGACACUCCAGAAUGUGACAUUUCACUGUUACCUGAAAAAGCAAUAUUACAGGUUUUCUCCUACCUCACUUUAAGAGAUGUGAUAGUAUGUAGUCAAGUUAGUCAUGCCUGGAUGUCGAUGACACAAAUAAGCUUAUUGUGGAAUGCUAUUGAUUUUUCCACAGCGAAAAAUGUGCUUACAGAUAAAUAUGUAGUGUCUACUUUGCAAAGGUGGCGCCUAAAUGUGCUGAGUUUGAAUUUUCAUGGUUGUCUUCUCCGACCAAAAACUUUGAGAUCUGUCAGCCACUGUAAAAACUUGCAAGAGUUGAAUGUCUCUGACUGCCCAACACUCACGGAUGAAUCGAUGAAACACAUCUCUGAGGGCUGCCCAGGGGUCCUCUACCUCAAUCUGUCUAACACAGCUAUCACCAACAGGACGAUGCGACUCCUGCCAAGGCACUUCCACAAUUUACAGAAUCUUAGUUUGGCUUACUGCAGAAGGUUCACGGACAAAGGUUUACAGUACCUGAAUUUAGGGAAUGGUUGCCACAAGCUCAUCUAUCUGGACCUUUCAGGCUGCACCCAGAUUUCAGUCCAAGGCUUCAGGAACAUUGCAAACAGCUGCACUGGAAUUAUGCAUCUGACCAUUAAUGACAUGCCAACUCUGACGGACAACUGUGUAAAAGCUUUAGUCGAAAAGUGCCAGCGUAUUACAUCAAUAGUUUUCAUUGGUGCACCACAUAUCUCCGAUUGUGCUUUCAAAGCUCUUUCUACUUGUAACCUCAGUAAGAUCCGAUUUGAAGGAAAUAAAAGGAUUACAGAUGCAUGCUUCAAAUUUAUAGGCAGGAAUUAUCCAAAUAUCAGUCACAUUUACAUGGUGGACUGCAAGGGAAUAACUGAUGGUAGCCUCAAGUCACUUUUACCUUUGAGGCAACUGACCAUGUUGAACUUGGCAAAUUGUGCAAGAAUUGGUGAUAUGGGACUAAGGCAAUUUCUUGAUGGUCCUGCAAGCAUAAAGAUAAGAGAGCUAAAUUUAAAUAACUGUAUACACCUGGGUGAUUCCUCUAUUGUGAAACUGUCAGAGCGCUGCCCUAAUUUAAACUACCUGAGUUUACGAAAUUGUGAACAUUUUACUGACCAAGGUAUAGAAUAUAUUGUAAACAUCUUUUCCUUGAUAUCAGUAGACCUCUCUGGAACAAGCAUCUCUAAUGAGGGAUUGAUAAUACUUUCCAGACAUAAAAAAUUGAAGGAACUUUCUCUAUCCGAGUGUGACAGAAUUACCGAUUUUGGAAUCCAGGCAUUCUGCAAAAGCUCACUGAUCUUGGAAUACUUGGAUGUCUCUUACUGCCCCCAGCUGUCAGAUGAGGUUAUUAAAGCACUGGCCAUUUACUGCACUAAUCUCACAUCUCUCAGCAUUGCUGGCUGUCCAAAGAUUACUGAUUUGGCGAUGGAGAUGCUAUCGGCAAAAUGCCAUUACCUCCACAUUUUGGAUAUCUCUGGUUGUGUCCUGCUUACUGACCAAACCCUUGAGGACCUUCAGAUAGGUUGCAGACAACUCCGAAUCCUUAAGAUGAAAUACUGCAGAUGUAUUUCCACGGAAGCAGCUCACAGAAUGUCGCCUAUAGUUCAGCAGCAGGAAUACAACUCUAAUGACCCUCCACAUUGGUUUGGCUAUGACUGUGAAGGCAUGCCUCUUAAAGAGCAUCAUGAUAUAAUGCCACCUAAAGAUGACUCAGAAUUGACAUUGAAAGAGGCAUUGUACAGUAGUGAAGAGGAAGCAGAAUGA
This is a messenger RNA of Cynocephalus volans (Philippine flying lemur), 2466 nucleotides long. RefSeq names its product F-box and leucine rich repeat protein 13 (gene FBXL13). The transcript has 21 exons. Gene Ontology annotation, molecular function: protein binding. Bases 1 to 2466 code for a protein of 821 amino acids. Gene Ontology annotation, cellular component: SCF ubiquitin ligase complex. Gene Ontology annotation, biological process: SCF-dependent proteasomal ubiquitin-dependent protein catabolic process. Lineage: Eukaryota; Metazoa; Chordata; Mammalia; Dermoptera; Cynocephalidae. The record is from RefSeq and is a predicted model, not a curated record.